GCCGCCGCGGGCCGGGCCCAUCCCGCCGCAGCGGCCCGGGGCCGAGCAGGGGCUAGACUGGGAGGGAGUGGCGCCCAGCGGGGCCUGGAGCGUGGCCAGAAUGGUGCUGGAAGGAAACCCUGAAGUGGGGUCCCCCCGAACCUCAGACCUCCAGCACCGGGGGAACAAGGGCCCUUGCGUUCUCUCCUCUCCCGGUGAAGAUGCACAGCCAGGCGAGGAGCCCAUCAAGUAUGGUGAACUCAUUGUCUUGGGAUGCUGUGAGGAAGGAGGUGAGGAAACCGAGGCUCAGAGAGGGGAAGUGACUGGCCCAAGGGCACACAGCUGCUACAAUGGAUGUCUGGCAAGUGGGGACAAGGGCCGCCGGCGAAGCCGCCUAGCACUGAGCCGCCGGCCGCAUGCCAACGGAGUGAAACCAGAUGUCAUGCACCACAUCUCCACGCCGCUCGUCUCCAAGGCACUGAGUAACCGUGGCCAGCACAGCAUCUCGUACACAUUGUCCCGGAGCCACUCAGUCAUAGUGGAGUAUACACAUGAUAGUGACACAGACAUGUUCCAGAUUGGCCGCUCCACGGAGAACAUGAUUGACUUCGUAGUAACAGACACAUCCCCUGGAGGAGGGGCUGCCGAGGGCCCUUCUGCCCAGAGCACCAUCUCCCGCUAUGCCUGCCGCAUCCUCUGUGACCGCCGGCCGCCCUAUACUGCCCGCAUCUAUGCCGCUGGCUUCGACGCCUCCAGCAACAUCUUCCUUGGAGAGCGGGCGGCCAAAUGGCGGACCCCAGAUGGCCUGAUGGAUGGACUGACCACCAAUGGAGUCCUGGUGAUGCACCCGGCAGGCGGCUUCUCCGAGGACUCAGCCCCGGGUGUCUGGCGGGAGAUCUCGGUCUGUGGGAAUGUGUACACAUUGCGGGACAGCCGCUCAGCCCAGCAGCGGGGCAAGCUGGUGGAAAACGAGUCCAACGUGCUACAGGACGGCUCUCUCAUCGACCUAUGUGGGGCCACACUGCUGUGGCGCACACCAGCGGGGCUGCUGCGGGCUCCCACACUGAAGCAACUGGAGGCCCAGCGGCAGGAGGCAAAUGCAGCGCGGCCCCAGUGCCCCGUGGGCCUCAGCACUCUGGCCUUCCCUAGCCCAGCCCGUGGCCGCACGGCACCCGACAAACAGCAGCCCUGGGUCUACGUCCGCUGCGGGCACGUCCAUGGCUACCACGGCUGGGGCUGCCGGCGGGAGCGGGGCCCCCAGGAACGUGAAUGUCCUCUCUGCCGCCUUGUGGGGCCCUAUGUGCCCCUGUGGCUUGGCCAGGAGGCCGGCCUCUGCCUGGACCCUGGGCCGCCCAGCCAUGCCUUUGCACCCUGUGGCCACGUCUGCUCUGAGAAGACUGCCCGCUACUGGGCCCAGACACCACUGCCCCACGGCACCCACGCGUUCCAUGCUGCCUGCCCCUUCUGCGGGGCCUGGCUUACCGGCGAGCAUGGCUGCGUCCGUCUCAUUUUCCAGGGCCCACUGGAUUAGGCUCCCUGGAGCCCCCUGCUGCUGUGCCCACCUGCCCGCCCAGGUCCCCACCUCCUGCAGCCCAGAGGGAGCUCUGCAUGUGGGACACUCCCUGCUGGCAUAUAGCCACACCAGAUGGACAUGUUGGAUGGGCUGCGCCCUUCCUCCCAACUGUGGCCCCCCCAAGGAGGUCCCCGAGAUCUCCACCCCAGUCAUGCCAAUGGGGCCUUCAGCACUGGCUCUGUCCUGGGUUGAUGGAGGAAAGGCCAGCCCCAUGCCCUUGCCCUUCCUGGGGCAUCCCACAUCGUGCCGCCGACACUGUGUGCCCCUGGGGGAGUGAAGGGGUCAGGGGCCCCUGACCCCCAGCUUAGGCUGGCUGUGCCCUGAGCCUGCCAACCCAGUUUCAGACACUUAUCCUUCUUGCUGCCACCCUGGGUUCCUCUAUAAACCUCGAUGCUCAGCUGCCCUCACAAGUCCCACGUGCCCCGCAUGCGUGCAAUGCCUCCAGCCCCAGAGUGAGUGGUGGGUAGGUGGCAGGCUGGGCCAAGCAUUUGCUGAUAGCCAGUGGGCUGGACUCUGUGCUAAGUGGUCUCUGGGGAUACAGAGGCAAUCAGACCUGGUUCCCCACCUGGCAGAGUUCACAGUCUAGUGGAUGACAGACCGUUACCAAAUGGCAACACAGCUUCAUGUGUGCCAGGAUCAGAGUAUGAUUGGGCUGUGGCAGUCCUCACUGGUCAUGGAAAAGUGAGGGAGGCUUCACGGAGGAGGUGGCAUAGGAGCUCAGCCUCAAUGGCUGCUCGGAACCCUCCGGGUCCACAGGAUGGGAAGCGUGCUCUAUACAGAAGGGAGGGCCUGUGCACAGGCUCAGGUGUCAGUAAGCCAGGAAUCCAGGGACAGAUUCAGGGUGGCUAGAGCAUGGACUGCAGGGGGACAGAGAAGGAGGUGGAGCAAAAGGUUGAGACCAUGUGACCAGGGAAGAUUGUGACCAAGGAAGAUGCUGGAUGGAGGAUUCUGAAACUCAUUUGUGGAUGGUCAGGAGUUAACAAAGGGAGGAGAGAGGACUCACUGGUCAAGAGUGUCGGCUGUGACACAAGGGCCAUCAUCCCUGAAUGCCCACCAUGUGCCCCGCACUGUGCUGAUAAUAAUAAUAACUGUCCAUUGAGCACUCUCCAGACACCAGGCUCUGCUUCUUGGAGGUUUUGUUAUUUAAUCCUCAUAGUAACCCAAGAAGGGAGGUGUUGCCAUUUGUGUUUCUGAGGAGAUGAGGGCAGAUUCACCAAGUCACACAAUUAGAAAGUGACCAAGCCAGGAUUUGAAUCCACAGCUGCUCCUCUGCAUCACAGUGUUGCUUUCCUUCAACAGAGUUGGGGGUGACCCAAGCAGGGUUUUGGAUCCUGGAUUAGUGGGCACGCACCUGCUUCAUGCCCAGCCCUGCACAGGGCCCCUGCAGUGGGCAAGGCCCUGCCUCUGGCAGCCCAUGGUCUGCGGAAAGACCUACCUGUGCUUGUGCUGGAAGCUGACCCCUACACCUGUGCUGACCACCUGCACCCCAGGUCAGCAUGCAGUGGGCCAUCAGCCAGGCUGGAAGUGUUUGGAGCAGUGAGAACCAGGAGCUAUAGAAGGCCCAGGAAGGACCUGGAGACUGAGCCAAGUCUUGAAUGGCAGAGCAUCUCCAGAGGCAGGGAGAGUUGGGAGGGCAGCCCAGGUAAGGGGAACAGCAUGGCAUGGCAGGAAACAUGCCCAGUGUGGAGGGGGGCCCCAAAAGGGAAUGGGGAGUGGGGAAGGUUGCUGGGGCCUGUUGGGCCUUGAUUGCUGUGGAAGCCAAGCCUGAACUAGAUUCCUGCUCAUCCUGGCCACAGGUGGGGAUGUGGCUGGGGUUGCUCCCAGACCAUUCCUCGGGUUAGUGAGCCAGGAAGACAGAUGGCUGUUCUGGAGAUGAAGAGAAGAAGGUCUGAGUACAGGCCUGACCUGAUCUGGGUCCCCAGGAGAAGGCGGAUGGCAGAGCCUAGGGGAGUGCAGAUUCCAAGGGGAAGGACGGACCUGCCCAAGGCCGCACAGUUGGUUGGGGCCAGGGAGACCAGGCCUGGGCUAUUGCAAGGAUCGAGGGCACCACAUGUGAUGAGAGGAGGAGGGUGUGAUCAGAUUCUUGCUUCCAGAGCAUGGCACUGAUGCAGUGGGGGCAAGAAGGAGGGUGGGGAUGCUACAGGAAGCAUUGGAGCAUUCCAACUUCUCUCCCCCCAUAUAUAUACAACAAAGCACUAAAAAUCCAACUCUUCCAAGUACUCAGGUAUUGGUGGAGGGGAUCAGACAGCCCUGGUCUUGUCCCAGCUCUGCCUUUGCCAGUUCUGAGAGCCUGUUUCCUCAAUGUUAAAAGGAAUAACAGUCACUACCUUGCCAGGUGGUUGUGAAUAUAUGGAGGGCACCUGUAACAGUUGAUUCAUAAGUGUUACUCCUCACCUACCCCUUGUUCAUUCCCAUGGGGAAGAGCCAAGGCUGGGGAGUUAUGACUCCAGUUAUAGACUGCUCCAUGCAAGAGAGAGAGAGAGAGAGAGUGUGUGUGUGUGUGUGUGUGUGUGUGUGUGUGUGUGUGUGUGUGUGUGUGUGUUGGAGUCAGGUGAAGGGGACAGUGUAGUGCGAGAUCUGAAUCAGGCCAGGCCCCAGUUCAGGGACGCCUGAACUGUGUGGCGUUACAGCAGGUGGUGAACCUCAGCCUCAGUUUCCCCAUCUGUACAAUGGGUAAAGUGAUGAUACCUCAGGAAUUUUGCAAGAAUUAAAUAAGGUCCUCCAUGCCAAACUGGUAGCAAGGGACCUCAAUACAUGCUCAUAUUAUCUGUAAUCAUAAAAAUGUGAUCACGCA
Molecule: messenger RNA, 4346 nt
Organism: Sapajus apella (tufted capuchin)
Lineage: Eukaryota; Metazoa; Chordata; Mammalia; Primates; Cebidae
Gene: PELI3
Product: pellino E3 ubiquitin protein ligase family member 3
Exons: 8
Coding region: 101-1510 (469 amino acids)
Biological process (GO): protein K63-linked ubiquitination; regulation of Toll signaling pathway
Molecular function (GO): ubiquitin protein ligase activity; protein binding
Source: RefSeq, a predicted model, not a curated record